AGCCGAUGUAACGAGAGUUAAUCGGCAGUCUAAUACUAAGUUACUUGUGCUGGUUGACAUUUUACAUAUCUGUUGACGUUUCAUCAUGGAUGGAAACAAAGAAGAAAGUCUUAGGUGCAUAGAUUUAGCGACUAAUUAUCUGAAAUUCGGUGAUAGAGCAAAAGCUAAAAGGUUUUUAUUAAAAGCGGAAAAACUUUACCCAACACAAAAAGCUAAAGAGCUCUUAGAUUUUCUGAACUUUGGUCCUGAAGAGGAUGCAAAAGAAAACGGGAAUGCUACAAGUGAAGAGAAACCUGAUGACAAACCACACUUGCAUCAGCGCAAAACUCAGCAACCAGAACCUGCUUCAACUGAGUACACACAAGAACAGAUGGAUGCAGUGAAGAAAAUUAAACAAUGUAGGGACUAUUACGAAAUCCUUGGUGUUACUAAAGAAGCUACAGACACAGACUUAAAGAAAGCUUAUCGGAAACUUGCUCUACAAUUCCAUCCUGACAAAAACAAAUGUCCAGGUGCAAGUGAAGCAUUUAAAGCAAUUGGAAAUGCAUUUGCUGUCUUGAAUGAUACUGAAAAGAGGAAGCAGUAUGAUCUCUAUGGUCCACUGGAAGACCAACAAUCAAGCAUGAGGAGACAUUCCCAUCGUAAUCGACAUGACUAUUCUAGAGGAUUUGAAGCCGAAGUCAGUGCAGAGGAACUUUUCAAUAUGUUUUUUGGUGGCUCAUUCGGUGGGCCGAACGUCUAUGUCAGACGAGGACGCCAAUGGGAAAGGCAACGUACUGAAAAUGCGAAUCAGCAGGGAUCUGUUGGAACUGGAUUGUUGUUGCAACUCAUGCCCAUUUUAAUCCUAGUCUUCUUAUCAGUAAUGAGCAACUUUCUCGUCUCCGAUCCAAUUUACGCUUUCCAAAAAUCAGGAAAAUACUCGCUUGAAAAGCACACCACAGCUCUGAGGGUGCCAUACUACGUCAAGGAGAAUUUCAACGAAUACUAUGAUGGAAAUUUACGCAGAUUAGAAGCCAAUAUUGAGGAAGAAUAUGUGGGAAUGCUCCGUCAUAACUGUUACCGUGAAAGAAGUCAAAGAGAGAGUCUUCUUUGGCGUGCCCGCCAAUAUGGUGACAAGACAAUGAUGGAUCGAGCCAAUUCUUUCAAAAUGCAAUCGUGCGAUGCUCUGGAUAAGCUUUACAACCGAUCCACUUAAUAUCACGCAAUGGUUGGAUCGUAUUUAGGUGUUGUGUUUUGUUUUAAUACGUAGCCCUCUUGACAUUCUUGUAAAGAUUGAACCUCAAUCUCCCUUUUCCUUAUUCUGAUCCUAUGUUGAAUGUUUACGGAAUUAUUAAUAAGAACACAAGAAAUACAUUUAUUUGGUAAACGCA
Messenger RNA from Daphnia carinata, 1370 nucleotides. Its product is annotated as dnaJ homolog subfamily B member 12-like. Gene Ontology annotation, molecular function: Hsp70 protein binding. The coding region runs from base 86 to 1195 and encodes 369 amino acids. Gene Ontology annotation, biological process: cellular response to misfolded protein. The transcript has 7 exons. The record is from RefSeq and is a predicted model, not a curated record. Gene Ontology annotation, cellular component: endoplasmic reticulum membrane. Lineage: Eukaryota; Metazoa; Arthropoda; Branchiopoda; Diplostraca; Daphniidae.